Molecule: messenger RNA, 7926 nt
Organism: Talaromyces proteolyticus
Lineage: Eukaryota; Fungi; Ascomycota; Eurotiomycetes; Eurotiales; Trichocomaceae
Product: iterative type I polyketide synthase
Exons: 4
Coding region: 25-7866 (2613 amino acids)
Biological process (GO): fatty acid biosynthetic process; secondary metabolite biosynthetic process
Molecular function (GO): oxidoreductase activity; fatty acid synthase activity; phosphopantetheine binding
Source: RefSeq, a predicted model, not a curated record
AUUGAGCCGCUUGCUAUUAUUGGCAUGGCCACUCGUUUUCCAGAAGACGCAACUUCGACUGAUAAGCUGUGGGAGUUUCUCCUACGAGCUCGAUCGGCAGCAGCACCUUUCCCUUCGGAGCGCCUCAAUGCAGAUGCCUUUUUUCACCCUGACCCGGAACAUGGCGGUACCUUCGCCGUCGAAGGGGGUCAUUUCCUCGCUGAAGAUCCCGCAGCCUUCGAUGCUGCCUUCUUCAAUGUAAUUAAAACAGAGCUCCUGACUUUGGAUCCCCAGCAGCGGCUGGUGAUGGAGAGUGUUUAUCAUGCUCUCGAAAAUGCCGGUAUUCCUAUGCAAACGACAGUGGGAUCCAGAACAUCCGUGUUCGCCAGCGGGUUCAAUCACGACCACCUUGCCCUUCUGAACUCAGACCCUGAAAGCACAAUAAAAUACAAACCGACCAGUGUCACAAAUUCGAUUAUAUCCAACCGAGUUAGCUGGUUUUUCGAUUUCAAAUCGUCCAGUAUGACGAUAGAUACUGCGUGUUCGAGCAGCAUGGUAGCAUUGCAUCUCGCUGCUCAAAGUCUACAUGCUCAUGAAAGUGAAAUGGCGGUGGUGAGUGGUGUCAAUAUCGUGGAAUUUCCCAUUGAUAUUGUUGGCAUGAGUCAUCAUGGCUUUCUGGGAGCGAACGGCCGUUGCUUUUCUUUCGACCACAGAGCAAACGGCUAUGCUCGAGGCGAAGGAGUGGGCUCUCUAAUCAUUAAGCCUCUUUCAUCAGCCAUCCGAGAUGGCGAUACAAUUCGCGCUGUUCUUAGAGGAACUGGUGUCAACCAAGACGGCCGUACACCCGGUAUUAGUCUUCCCAGCGCCACAGCUCAAGAGAAAUUGAUUCAAGAAAUAUAUAAAAAUGCAGGCCUUAAUCCCGCCGACACGCAUUUUGUCGAGGCUCAUGGCACUGGUACAGCAGCUGGCGAUCCUAUAGAAGCUGGAGCUAUCGCUAGCGCAUUUAAAUCGCGAAGGAAGGGUUUCCCCCUUCACAUCGGGGCAAUCAAAUCUGGUGUUGGCCAUCUCGAAGGUGGCGCUGGUAUUGCUGGUAUCAUCAAAUCAGUAUUGAUUCUAGAAAAUGGAAUUAUCCCUCCGAAUGCCAAUUUCGAGAAAGUCAACCCUAAGAUACCUACGAAGAAAUGGAAUAUCACCUUUCCAGUGGAGAAUGUUCCGUGGCCUAUCGAGGGACCGCGAAGGAUUUCGGUAAAUUCGUUUGGCGUUGGUGGAACAAAUGGCCACUGUAUUCUCGAUGAUGCCUACCAUUAUCUGAAAGAUAAUAAUAUAUCCGCUAUCCAUAAUACGCGGCCGACCAUUCCAUCCCAGGAUGAAAUAUCACAAUUGAUCCGGUCUCUUCGCGACGAUCAUGGUGAUGGGGUUGUGAAUGGUGUUGCAACUGGCAACGGGAACAUAAAUGGUCAUGUCAACGGUGCUAAUGGUACCAAUGGCAUUCAUAAAGAAGAAGUUCCCACAGUUUUCCCACUAACUGCCUUUGAUGACGAGGGCAUUAAACGCAAUGCCGAUGCACUCACUCAAUAUCUGAGUGACAAGCCCUUUUCAAUCAACCAUGGAAAAUCUGAUUUGCUAGCAGAUUUAUCUUUCACUCUAUCCGAGAAGAGGUCCAAAUUUCCGUGGAAGAGCUUUGUCCUCGCAUCGUCGAAGGAGGAGCUCAAAGAUAAUUUGUUCAAGGAAAAAUACUCAAAGCCUGUUCGUGCUCGGAAUGCUCCCAUGGUCGGGUUCGUUUUUACUGGACAGGGUGCUCAACACUGGAAGAUGGGGCGGGAGCUUUUUGUUUAUCCUGUGUUCGGGGCAUCUGUAGAAAUGGCCUCUGAAUAUAUGAAGUCACUUGGUAGUGAAUGGACCCUUACAGAUGAGCUUUUCAAAGACAAAGAUUUGUCGCUUGUAAACGAGUCAUACCUCUCUCACCCUAGCUGUUCAGCGAUUCAAAUUGCUUUGGUCGAUUUAUUGGCAAGUUGGAAUGUCUAUCCCGAACGUGUAGUCGGCCAUUCGUCCGGAGAAAUACCGGCUGCAUAUGCUGCUGGUAGACUAACUAGAGAAGGAGCAUGGAAAGCUGCUUACUUUCGAGGAUAUGUCUCUGCAAAACAGCUGGCUGCCAAGGGUGCCAUGCUCGCUGUUGGUUUGAGUGAAACGCAGCUAACACCUUAUCUUGAACGUGUGCAUAGUGAUAAAAAGGGGGAGCUCAUUAUUGCCUGCUACAACAGUCCUAAAAAUAACACCGUCUCAGGUGACGAGACGAUGGUCAAUAGUCUAAAGGGCUUGCUGGAUGCAGAUCGGGUUUUCGCUCGCAAACUCAACGUCAAGAAUGCGUAUCAUUCCGCUCACAUGAAGGAGGUAUCUUCUGAUUACCACCAACUUAUGGGGGACCUUUCUGCUGGCACUCCCUUUCAGGCUCCUCAUAAGGCUUUAAUGUUCUCCACAGUCACUGGACUGGAAGUCCAAGUGGAUCAUCUCGAAGCUCAAUAUUGGGUUGAGAACAUGGUAUCUCCUGUUCGAUUUACAGACGGUCUUUCCGCGAUGUGCUACAAAAAAAACACGACAGGGCAAGGCCAUCUGCGCAUGAAUACAACCGCCGAAAGCAUAUUUGCGGAUCAUCUUCUGGAAAUUGGACCUCAUGCGGCUCUACAGAGUGCGAUCAAAGAAGUCAUUGCAGCGAAGGGUAAUCAAUCUCCGAUUAAUUACCUGCCAGUGCUGAAUCGUAGUGAAAGUAGCCCAGAAGUACUCUUGAAUACUGUUGGGACUUUGUAUGCGAAAGGGGGUUCAGUGAAAGUAACUGCUGUGAACACUGCCGCCGAUAGUGAAAGGACAAAGCCACAUCUACUAAUUGACCUUCCUCCAUAUAGGUUUAAUCACAGCUCGACGACUAUGUACGAGAGUAGGUUGAGCAAAAAUUAUCGUUUCAGAAAACACCCCAGGCACGACCUCUUCGGCGCACCAGUUCCUGAUUGGAAUGAAGAAAUUCCGCGUUGGCGUCACUUUUUGAGACUGCAAGAAAACCCGUGGUUGAAGGAUCACCUUGUUACCAAUAAUUAUGUCUUCCCAGGUGUAGGUUACAUCGUCAUGGCCAUUGAGGCAACACAUCAACAGGCAGAUCCAUCUUCUACCGUUAUCGGAUUUAGGUUAAAAAACAUUGCGCUAAAGCGUGCACUCAUUAUACCAGAUAUAAAGGAAGGUAUAGAGACGUGUGUAUCGUUGACUAGAAUGGACGAAUCUAGUUUGUGGAGCUCUUCUAUCUGGAAGCGAUUUCAAGUCACUUCCUAUAAUCCUAUCGGGGACGACUGGGUCGAGCAUUGUACCGGAUACAUUGCUAUAGACUACAAAACUACGUCAGGCCCUGUUGACGCUGGUCGCGAGGAAGAAGAGGAAAAAAAGGCCUGGGCUGAAACCCUUAAAAGUGUUGUCGGAUUGUGUCAACAGCCCGUAGACUUCGAGAAGUCAUACGAAAAUUUGCAAACUGCCGGUCUUUCAUUCGGGCCGCUGUUUAGGAAUCUUAAAAAUGUCCAUGUCAAUGGGAAGAACCUGGGAUCUGUCAUGGGCACAGUUACUGUUCCAGAUAUUCCAAGUUCGAUGCCAAAGAGCUACGUUCACCCACACCUCAUUCACCCAGCCACCAUGGACAGCAUGUUACAUCUCUUUCUAGCUGCCGUUCUUGACUUUACUGGGAAGCCAACUCUAGAAAAGGCCGCCGUCCCAACCUUCAUCAGGGAAGUGUGGCUUUCUGCGGAUUUGAGCUCAGCUCCUGGUCAUGCUUAUACUGGAUACGGAAAAGCGGGACUUAUCGCGUAUGAUAAGUAUGAAUGUGAUGUCAAGAUUUGGGAUCAGGAGACCCAAGAUCCUCGCAUUAGUAUUAAAGGUAUUCGGGUGACACCCCUUGAGUCUGGCAAUUCCGAUAGCAGCCAGGUUCGAAAAUUAUGCCAUAAUCUGGAAUGGAAGCCAGCUUUGCAGCUUCUUGACCCGGAGACCGCCUGUGGACUCAGUAAUAUUUCUCCGCCGGAUAUUGAAAAGGAUAACUACUGGGUCCAGCGUUACCAAUUAGCAACCAUGUUGCUUGUGACUGACGCACUGGCCGUUCUGGAAGGCUUUAAUCCAUCGACACUGAACGGUCACCUGAAACAAUACUGGGACUGGAUGAACUUUCGAGCCACAGAGUUGAAAGAAAAUAAGAUUUCACAGCUCUUGUUGUCAGAGUUCGACGCCUUCCCGCAGACUAGUGAGGCUAAGGACGCUCUUUACCGUGAAGUUGAAGAUCACAGUGCGGACGGUGCACUUGCAAUUCGAAUGGGCCGGAACAUUGUGUCCGUCUUAAGGGAAGAAUCUGACCCACUCCAUCUCAUGUUCGGCCAGGAUGAUCUCAUGGACCGAGUUUAUGAUGAAGUCGUGCAUUUGGGUGAUCUUCCAAUUCAUCUAAAAAGUUACUUGACGGCUCUAGGAGAUAACCGUACUGAUCUUAGCGUUUUAGAGGUUGGCGCAGGUACGGGAAGUUCAACAGCGGCUAUAUUGGACGUUUUGUCUCCUGAUAUCCAGGCAAUGAAAGAGGUUGAGAAGGCCUCCCGAAUUUCAUCCUAUUCAUUCACCGAUAUCUCAGCCGGGUUUUUUGAAAAGGCGAAAGAACGCUUCAAACACUGGAACAAUAUCAUGCAAUUCAGGACGCUCAAUGCAGAAAAAGACCCUCUUUCACAAGGUUUUGAAGCUGGCACAUAUGAUCUGGUUGUUGCUGGUAAUGUCAUUCAUGCAACUGCAGAUGUGCGCAAAACCUUGAAGAAUUUGAGGAUGCUUCUGAAGCCUGGUGGAAAAAUCCUAAUGCAUGAAGGAAAUAGGCAAGAUUUAAUUUGGUCUCAGAUUGCAUUUGGCCAGUUACCCGGAUGGUGGCUUGGUGUAGAGCCAAUUCGCAAGUGGUGCCCCUUUCUUACUCCUGCACAGUGGGACGUUGUGUUCAAAGAUUCGGGCUUCUCUGGGGUUGAUAUUGAGUUUCCAAGUUCACAAAAUCCUGAUAACUCCAGUCAAAGUAUUCUUGUGGGUACAGCAAUCCGAGCGGACUCCGACAAGGAUCUCAUUGACCAUAUCAUUUUGUUGGAUCAUGAAACUCGUCAUGAAAUUACUGCAGGACUUGAGCAAAGCCUUCUCUCUUUGCAUCAUGUUACCAAAGUGACUAUUAUUAGUCCAAAUGACCUACCAGAUAUUGAUCUCACUAGCGCCAUUUGCAUAUCUCUUCUCGAAGUGCAGAACCCGUUCUUAGAAGGCAUCAGCGAGUGUGGCUACCUUGGGAUUCGUAAAUUGGUUGCCACAGGUGGCGGUCUCCUUUGGGUUACAGGUAACCCGCUCGUCAAACCUGAAUUUGAUAUGAUCCUUGGUCUUCUAAGAACUGUUCGUUGGGAGAGGGACCUAGAGGCCGCGAAUCUAGCAAGCGUUUCGAUUAUAGAAGACGAAGUAUCGCCAACAAUCCUUCUCAAUAACCUUAUGAAGAUCUUCAAAAACCAAUUCAUUGAUCUUUUCCCUAGCGAAUUCAACUCAGAGUUUCAACUCAAGAACGGUCGCAUUUAUACGUCCCGUCUUGUUGACUCUGAUUCAGGGAAUGAUUUCUUGAAAAACAAAUUCGCGAAAGCCAAUCCACAGAUGAUCACGUUUGGGGACAGCGGCCGCCCUAUCAAACUCAGCACUUCUUCUCCCGGUCUUUUGAACAAGCUUGAAUGGGUUACGGAUACCAUUUACGACGAGCCUCUUGGGGAAACACAGGUGGAGAUUGAUAUCAAAGCUGUUGGUUUGAACUUCCGCGACUUGAUGAUUGCCAUGGGCGAGCACAUGGCCUACAGUCUUGGUAAUGAGGCUGGCGGUAUUGUUACUCGCGUUGGUUCAGCUGUUGAUAGAGUCAAGCCCGGCGAUCGAGUUGUAUACCUCUGUGGAUUGGAGAGUACAGGAUGCUUUCACACCUUUGGCAGGGUUGACCAGAAUGUUGUUUGCAAAAUCCCAGAUAAUCUCAGCUAUGAGAUUGCUGCUGGUCUUCCUUGUGUGUACGCUACUGUUAUCUAUGGUCUGAACGACGCUGCAAGACUUCUUAAGGAUGAGACUAUUCUCAUUCAUGCUGCAGCUGGUGGUGUUGGCCAAGCGGCUAUUCACUAUUCGAAGAUGGUGGGCGCCGAAAUUUACGCUACAGUCUCAACACCCGAAAAGCGUGACCUUCUAGUAGCCGAGUACGGUAUUCAAGAAGAUCACAUCUUCUCCAGCCGUGACCUCACCUUUGUUAAAGGUAUAAUGAGAUGUACCAAAGGUAAGGGUGUGGACGUCGUGUUGAACUCGCUAUCUGGGGAGGCCCUCCGUGCUUCAUGGGAUUGUUUAGCUCCAUUUGGACGAUUCAUUGAGAUAGGAAAGAAAGAUGCCCAGGCAUAUGGCAAGGUUGAGCUGACCCCAUUCCUGCGCAACGUGACAAUGGCUAGUGUUGAAUUGCCUACAAUGAUGCGUCAUCGUCCUUCACUCAUUGCCCGGUUGACGGAAGAUACUAUUCGUUUGUGGAGUGAAGGAAAAGUCAAGGAAGCCAAGCCAACUACAAUCAUGAACUACUCUCAAGUAGAAGAAGGCCUUCGCCUUUUGCAAUCCGGGAAAGGUAUGGGUAAGAUGAUAUUCGUUCCGGGCGAGGAGGACCUCAUUUCUGUCGUUCCGGAGUCUUCGUCUCCAUAUCAGUUCAAGGAAAAUGCAUCUUACGUCUUAGCGGGCGGCACUGGAGGUUUAGGACGUAGCAUUGCAUCGUGGAUGGUUUCUCGGGGUGUAAAACAUUUGAUCUUCCUCGCUCGUUCCAGACCGUCUGCUGCAGUACAAGAUUUCAUCAAAGAUUUGGAAGAGAAAGGGUGCAAUGUUAAGAUUUCUUUGUGCGAUGUAUCGGAUAAAGAUAGACUGAAUGCUGUUGUUGAUGAGUGCCGCACAUAUAUGCCACCAAUAAAGGGUGUCAUACAAGGGGCCAUGGUGUUGAAGGAUGGAAUGUUUGAGAACAUGCCUUACGAAGACUGGAAUGUAGCGAUAAAACCCAAAGUUCGAGGAUCAUGGAACCUUCAUGAAGCUUUGCCAAGAGAUAUGGACUUUUUUGUAAUGCUUUCAUCUGCGACGGGUAUCCUAGGCAAUCGAAGCCAGGCAAAUUAUGCUGCUGGUAACACUUACCAAGACGCGCUAUCUCGAUACCGGGCUUCUCUCGGCUUGCCAUCUGCCAGUGUGGAUCUUGGUAGUGUUCUCUCGGUUGGUUUCGUGGCCGAAAACAAGGACUAUGCUCGGCACACUACUGCUGUACUUGAGGUACUCCGUGAAGAUGAGAUUCACACUAUUCUCGAAUAUCUCAUCGACCCAAUACACAAGUCCAAGGCUACAACACAGCUUAUUGCUGGCUUGACUACCGGAACAAUGUAUCAUGAGCGGGGUGUACCCUCACCAUCUUACCUUAAUUUCCCGAUGUUCACUCAUCUCCGCAAGACGAAGGUCUCCAGCGCACAGAAUUCUGAGGAGAACCCGACAUAUCUGGUGCAAUCUCUCCUCAUUGCGGCAACAACAUUGGAAGAGGCUGUCAAUGUUGUAUCAAAUGGUAUUAGAAACAAGCUUGCCUCGUUGUUAGCUAUUCCCGUUGGAAAUAUCGAUCCUUCUAAAUCCAUCAGCUCUAAUGGUGUCGAUUCACUGGUAGCAAUGGAGUUCCGAACAUGGUUGGUCAAGGACUUAUGUGCUGAUAUUCCUUUGCUCGAAAUUACCGGCACCGCAAGUAUCACAACAAUUAGUCACAAGAUAGCAAGUGUCAGUAAGCUAGCUCAGUUUUCGAUUACGCCUCCGAAGGGAAGUUUAAUUGUCAAUGCGAGAUAAAGUCUUCACUUUUGGAAUGAUAACGCAUUUUCUUUUGUUUGUUUGUUUGUUUAUUUUGGC